This is a messenger RNA of Stegastes partitus (bicolor damselfish), 3612 nucleotides long. It is a transcript of the gene enpp4, whose product is annotated as ectonucleotide pyrophosphatase/phosphodiesterase 4. The transcript is spliced from 8 exons. The coding region runs from base 121 to 1503 and encodes 460 amino acids. NCBI's taxonomy places the organism in Eukaryota, Metazoa, Chordata, Actinopteri, Pomacentridae. The record is from RefSeq and is a predicted model, not a curated record.
UUGACAACGUCGCUGUAUUUGCGUAUUUUGUUGACGCUCUUUAAUGAUGUCGCUACGAAAAUAAAGAGAUAACCAACAGUGCUUCCUGGAGAACAUUCACCUGUCAGCUCAUUUAACAGGAUGUUGUUUAAAAUACUGCUGGGCUUCCUGUGUGGCGUUAGCGCUGCGGCCACAGACAACGUCACGGCCCAGCAGGGUCCUCCAUCGCUGCUGCUCGUGUCGUUUGAUGGAUUCAGAGCCGACUACCUGCAGAGGUUCCCCAUGCCGAACCUGAAGCUCCUAUACAGUCAGGGGGUCCUGGUGGAGCAGCUCACCAACGUCUUCGUCACAAAGACGUUUCCCAACCACUACAGCCUGGUGACAGGUUUGUAUGCAGAGUCUCACGGCAUCAUGGCCAGCAGCAUGUAUGACCCCGUCACCCAAAAGUACUUCCGCAUCAACAACGACACCGACCCUAUGUGGUGGAGCGAAGCGCAGCCCCUCUGGAUUACAGCCCUCGACUCCGGCUACAAGACGGCGGCCAUGAUGUGGCCCGGCUCCGACGUGACCAACAGCAACCGCACGGCCACACACUUCUUGCCGUACAACUCUAAUGUGACAUUCCAGGAACGAGUUGGGAAUGUGACAAAGUGGAUGUUAGGAAACGAAAAGGAGGAAGGAGUGAAGUUCGCAGCUCUCUACUGGGAGGAGCCAGACCGGUCAGGCCACCGCUUCGGCCCUGACAACACCACUGCCAUGGGCAAAGUACUGAAGGAGGUCGACGACAACAUCGGUCUGCUGAUGUCGGAGCUGAAGCGCACCGGCCUCUUGGGUCGCGUCAACGUCCUGAUAACCAGCGACCACGGAAUGGCCCAGUGCUCGCCCGAACGCAUCAUACGGCUGGACGACUGCCUGCACCCCGACAACUACACACUGGUGGACUUGACACCUGUCGCAGCGCUCAUACCCAAAAACAACACACAGGCUGUCUUCGACAUACUAAGCAAGUGCCACGCUCACAUGACGGCAUAUUUGAAGAAGGCCAUCCCUGAUCGGCUGCACUACCGGAACAAUGAGCGCGUCCAGCCAAUCAUACUGAUUGCUGAGGAGGGCUGGACCAUAGUGCAGCGAGGGAACAAGUCGCUGAGAUUGGGCGAUCACGGCUACGACAACUCCCUUCCCAGCAUGCACCCCUUCCUGGCAGCAACAGGGCCCAGCUUCCGUCAGGGUUAUAAAAUCCGCAACUUACAGAGCCUGGACGUUUACCCGCUCAUGUGCCACCUCUUGUCGGUGCCUCCGCGGCCCAACAACGGCACCCUGACCCAGGCUCGGUGCCUGCUGUCUGCAGAGACCUGCUGGGACACCCCCACAGUGAUCGGCCUGGUGGUGGGCGUCCUGCUGGUCCUCACUGCAGUCACUGUUCUGUUCAGGUUCCUGAGCGCCCGCCGCCGUGCAGGGCCACGAGCCUUCCAGAGGCUGCAGGUCGGCUACGACGACGAGGACGACGACCCCUUGUUGGAGUGAACCACCGAUCGCCGUCUGUGUUUGUGCUCCAAUAGGUAUUCAACAUGCUGCACUUUACUGUCCUGUUUCUCUCCGGUAUGAGUGUGUUCAUGUUUCGUAACACACGCGGUGAAAAGAUUGUUUGUUACAAAAGCCUUCAGGCAUCCUGACGCCUACUUGUGGAGGUAGUGUGUGGAGGGUUGUCCAUAAAGUUACUGUUGUUAAGAUUCCCUGGACUUGAACAUGUGACGAGGAGCCAGUGGCGUUCAGCUGUGGAAUGUAAUUUGCAUUGAGGAAGCAUUGUCAACAAUAUUAUUGAGAUUUUAUUCUUUGAGAAGAAAAGAAAGCUUCAGUUUGAGCUACUUAUUGAAGAGAUUACUUGUAUAUUUUUCUGUGGGAAUUGUGUUUUGAAUUGUUUUUUUCUUUAUGCUCGCUUUUUUUUUUUUUUUAGUUGUAGUGUCACGUGUUUGUCAACAGAGGGAGCCAGUAGCUCAUUUGAUAUUUAUACUGACUCUCAGUCAGGUGCUGAGAUUUAAUUAUUAUCAUUAUUCUUUAGAUUUCUUUGUCAGUUUCUGAGUUUAUUUUUUACAUCAAUACCGAAGUCUGCAGAAUAAUGCUUUUGAGUUUCAUUUGCAUGCUUGAAAGGGAAAUGAAUUAAUAAUGACGACUAAUGGCUCGCCAAGGUGAAAGCGUGUUUUCAGUGGGAGAUUUCUAUGCAAAUUGUUCACUUCAAGUGUAGAUGUGUCAGGCGUCCAUCUGUGCUUCUUUAAGUGAGUGAUACCAAAGACUAUUAUUAAGAUGCACAACAGAUGCUCCAGAUAAUCAUCGCCUGAAAAAAAAGAUCAUCUUGUAUCACGAAAUUAAAGCAAUAUAGCACCUAUUAUUAGCGUUAGGUGGGAUAGCUACGCACUGGUUCACCUAGAUUUUUAAAAAUAGCACAAGAUCAAAUUCAGCGAGACUUGAAAGAUCAUUUAGGAGGCUUUGUUUUUUUUUUUUAUGUAUUUAACUGAAUUGCAAGUGAGCAGCCACAGGUCUGACGUCUGUCUGGAGGUACUUAGACGGGGAACACGGCUGUUUGCAGGGAUCAAAAACCGAGACAUAUUGCUGCUUCAAGGUCAUAGGAAAGGUCAGGUCAUAUUCUGCAUUUUUCUUAGUAUGAACAAAUCCAAUGAAAAGACCAAACCCAGCAAUGAAUGUACCAAACUAACGAGCAUUUUGUGCGAAUCCACCGCCGGCCAUAUCUUGUGUGACAUAGAGCGCCAUUGUUAUCUGAAAACUACUGGUGCACUGGGUGGCAUAUUCCUUCAUUACCACGAUCAUUUGCAGCACAUACAUCUGAUCAUAGUUGCUGUAAAUGAACAUUUGAGGAACAUUUGCGACAAACUACAACGCCCAGGAGAUGAUGGAAAAUACUGAGUCAGAUUUAUGUUUUGCUCUUUUCAUUGGAUUUAACAACCACAUCAUAGAAUAUUGCAGACCCUCUCUUAAAGUGCAGUAUUGCUUGCAUGCUUCUCCAACCAUGUCAUAUGUAUAUAGUCUUCGUGCAGCUCUUAGUUUGUCGAAACUUAAAGUCUGAGUACUGAAACAAGUGAAGAGGGAAUAUUCCAUGUCCAAACUCUUGCCAUGUUCUGUUCUUCCUUCUACACUUUUGCACUUUUUAGACUUCAAGAUUAUUUCUAAUGCCUUGAUGCAAUCAUGAAAUGAGACUAUGGUCGACUGGCUGUAACUGUAACGCCCUCUCUUGCACUGUUAAAAAUUCACACCUGAUACCACAAGUUUCGGGUCACAGGCAAGUUCUCACCUUAAUGAGGAGGGUAAACAUUUUAGAUUACAGAAAGAGAAACUGCCUCCCCAGUUUCACCUCGUUUCAACGCUGCGCAAUUUUGUGCCAUGAAGGAAUUCUCGAGUCAAAUUCAGGUCAGUGGUAUCGAUAUGCAGUAUGACCUGGUGUCAGUGGUUGUGUUUGUGUGUUUAAAUGCAGCAUCUUUGCACUCUAUUUGUGUUUGAUCCUCAAGGUUACUGUUUUUAGAAGUCCUUCUUGUACUAUGCAAAUUGUGCCUGGCCUGUAGAGAGAUUUGUGUGAUAUAAUGAGAUUUAAAAUAAAUAAAUAAAGGCGAACGGAAAUGGGGA